Molecule: messenger RNA, 3652 nt
Organism: Fundulus heteroclitus (mummichog)
Lineage: Eukaryota; Metazoa; Chordata; Actinopteri; Cyprinodontiformes; Fundulidae
Gene: slc12a10.1
Product: solute carrier family 12 member 10, tandem duplicate 1
Exons: 28
Coding region: 67-3180 (1037 amino acids)
Biological process (GO): potassium ion import across plasma membrane; sodium ion transmembrane transport; chloride transmembrane transport
Cellular component (GO): membrane
Molecular function (GO): sodium:potassium:chloride symporter activity
Source: RefSeq, a predicted model, not a curated record
CACGUUUCACCUCAGGAUAACAACUCCCUCAUUAGAAAAGAAGGCACUUAGCCCAAAGGACUUCUGAUGGGGCAGCUUGCGUCUAAACGUAAUGUGUUGGCCCGAGGUGUGCAUUUCUCCACCAAUGAGGAGGGACCUCCGAGGUACUCUCCACACCAUUUUGAUGGCAGCACCGUACGUCGAGGACAGGGCCUUCGAAUUCCCCCGACCAUCGUCGUCUCCGAUGAGGAAUCAAGUACAUCAGAACGCCGCGGCUCCAGGGCGGAGCUGCGCAGGUCCUCCGUUUACAGCACCAUGGACCUGGUACCCCAGUUGGAGCAUUAUGCCAACUCGUUGCCACGUCAGACGAUGAGGAGCAGGCCGUCUCUUGAAACCCUCCGCAAGACAUUUGAGGUUGUGGAGAUUGGGAUGGAUGGAGCAUCCACCUCUGACUCCGGCAGCCUGCCGGUACCAGAUAUGGGGAAUGAAGAGUCUCAAGAUCCACAGGAGAAAGCUCCAGUUAGAUUUGGCUGGAUAGUCGGGGUCAUGGUCCGUUGCAUGCUGAAUAUUUGGGGGGUCAUCCUGUUCCUCCGUCUGUCAUGGAUCACCUCCCAGGCAGGCAUUGUGUUGACUUGUGUGAUAAUCCUCAUGUCUGUUGUGGUGACCAAUGUGACUGCGCUAUCAAUCUCUGCUAUUGCCACCAAUGGGAGGGUGGUCUCAGGAGGUGCAUAUUUCAUGAUCUCCCGUACCUUGGGUCCUGAAAUCGGAGGACCCAUUGGGAUGGUUUUCUCCUUUGCAAAUGCUCUGGCCUGCGCGCUCAACACUGUGGGCUUUGCAGAGGUGGUGCGUGACUUGAUGCAGGAAUUUGGUGCCGUGAUGGUGGAUCCAGUCAACGAUGUUCGUAUUGUGGGUGUGAUCACAGUCACGGUUCUUCUCCUUAUUUCACUGGCUGGAAUGGAGUGGGAGUCCAAGGCCCAGAUUUUGUUCUUCUUAGUUCUUUUGGUUUCCUUUGCAAACUACUUUGUGGGCACAGUGAUCCCUCCAGGCAUUGAGAAACAGGCUGUUGGUGUCUUUGGAUACAGAGGUGAUAUUUUUGUUGAGAACCUCACACCAGACUGGCGAGGUCCUCAGGGCAGUUUUUUCCAGAUGUUUGCCAUUUUCUUUCCUGCUGCCAUUGGCAUUUUGUCUGGAGCCAACAUCUCUGGAGAUCUAAAGGACCCUGCUACAGCUAUCCCAAAGGGUACUCUCAUGGCUAUUUUCUGGACAACAAUCAGUUACCUUGGGAUAGCAGUGACUGUUGGGGCAUGUGUGGUGCGGGAUGCCUCUGGGAAUAAAAGUCACAUCCUGACCGGAAACAACACGGAUGGCUGUGUGGGACUGUCAUGCAGUUUGGGUUGGAACUUCACAGACUGUAUCCAGUCUCAGUCCUGUGAAUAUGGUCUUGCCAACAGUGUCAAGGUACUUGGGCAAGUCUCUGGUUUCUAUUACCUCAUCACUGCCGGCGUCUUUGCAGCCAGUUUAUCAUCUGCCCUGGGGUUUCUGGUCUCUGCACCAAAAGUCUUUCAGUGUCUGUGCAAGGACAAAAUAUACCCCUACAUCAUAUUCUUUGCCAAAGGUUAUGGGAAAAACGACGAGCCGCUUCGAGCUUAUAUUCUGUGCUACCUUAUAGCUAUAGCCUUCAUUCUUAUUGCGGAGCUCAAUACCAUUGCAGCUCUCAUCUCCAAUUUCUUCCUAUGUUCCUACUGCCUUAUAAACUUCAGUUGUUUUCAUGCAUCCAUCACAAAUUCCCCUGGCUGGAGGCCAUCAUUUCACUACUACAGCAAAUGGACCGCUCUGUUUGGAGCUGUGAUAUCUGUAGUCCUCAUGUUCCUCUUUACCUGGUGGGCUGCUCUCGUCACCUUUUGCAUCAUCUUCUUCCUUUUUGGAUACGUCAACUACAACAAACCCAAGAUAAACUGGGGUUCAUCAGUCCAGGCAGGCACAUACAACAUGGCCUUAUCGUACUCUGUCUCCCUGACUGGAGUGGAGGAUCAUGUGAAAAAUUUCAGACCACAGUGUCUGGUACUGACUGGGCCCCCAAACCAGCGACCUGCACUGGUGGACUUUGUUGGCUCCUUCACUAAGCACAUAAGCCUCAUGAUCUGUGGAGAUAUUGUAAUGGAGCAGGACAGGAAGACGCGACCUCAGGAUGCUACAGACAGCUUGGUUAAGUGGAUGAACAAGAGGAAGGUGCGGUCAUUCUACACUCCACUAUCUGCUGACAACUUCAGAGCUGGAGCUAAGCAGCUGUUACAGGCAUCCGGUCUCGGUAAACUGAAGCCCAACACUCUGGUACUGGGCUUCAAGACAAACUGGAGGGACGGUGCUCCUGAAAGCAUUGAAGACUAUAUCAGCACCAUUUACGACACGUUUGACGCUAACUACUGUUUGUGCAUCUUGAGGAUGAUGGAUGGACUGGAUAUGUCAGAUGAUGUAGAAUUUGAAGUCAACCAGGGUUUUGAGCCGGAUGAAAGCGUGGAAAAUCAGGACCAGCAAACCAAUGAGGAGGAUACAGCUGAUGACAUGUCUGAUGAAGGCAGCAGUGAUCAGAUCAAGACUGUGUUUCAAAAUGACCAGGGAAAGAAGACCAUUGAUGUCUACUGGAUAGCAGAUGAUGGAGGACUGACUUUACUGGUGCCCUACCUGAUCACCAGGAGGAAACGCUGGCGCAGAUGUAAGGUCAGGGUUUUCAUCGUGGGAGAUGAACAGAACAUGGAGGAGGGUCGCAAUGAGAUGUUGGCUCUGCUGAGGAGGUUUCGCUUGGAUGUGAAUGACGUUAUAGUCAUGACAGACAUUGACAAACGCCCUCAUCCAAAAAGCAUGAGCAGGUUUGUGGACAAUGUCGCCCCCUUCCGGCUGCAUGAUGAACAGCAGGAAGGAGUCUCAGUGCAGGAACUGAGACAAAGUGCUCCAUGGAAGAUAUCUGACAAAGAAUUUGAGGCCUUUAAAUUGAAGUCUGAGAGAAAAGUGAGGCUGAACGAAAUCAUUCGGAAGAAUUCACAACAUACUGCUCUUGUUCUAGUGAGCCUUCCGGUUCCUCAAAGUGACUGCCCCAGUGCUCUGUAUAUGGCCUGGAUGGACACUCUGACGUGUGGCCUUCACUGCCCCGCUGUGCUAAUACGAGGAAACCAACAGAACGUCCUCACGUUCUACUGCCAGUAAAACUUCAUGUUUAGACCGAAAGAGUCUGACUGGAGUAAAGAACUUACAGGGAAGCAAUUGUCUAUGAAUAGUAGAAAAAUUUGAUGUUUGAAUACUAAAAAAACUACAAAAGGGAUAAAAGAGGGUUAUAGCUCCUACUGGAGUCAAAUGAGUUAACUACAAUGUAUGGAUGUAAUGUCUUGUAAAGGUUUUUUUUUUUUGCCGUGGAUCUUCAUCCACAUGGUUCUGCUGACAGUUCAUAGUUACAUUUCUUGGUUAUUAACAAAGUGAAGGGGGAGGGAAAAAAACAAUAUCACCAGUUCUGCCAGAACGUAAGAGAAAAAGUGUUGCACGAAUCAUGAACUCAGAAACACACAGGAACGUUGGGUUCCUUACUUUAUGGGAUCUAGGUCCAGUUGGCCCCAAGUGAAAAGCAUUGCUAAUCAUAGAAAUAGAUGCAUGCACAGUAGAAAUGGUUUGCAUAUUAAUGAAA